Molecule: messenger RNA, 1405 nt
Organism: Pelobates fuscus (common spadefoot toad)
Lineage: Eukaryota; Metazoa; Chordata; Amphibia; Anura; Pelobatidae
Product: octopamine receptor-like
Exons: 4
Coding region: 224-1405 (393 amino acids)
Biological process (GO): chemical synaptic transmission; G protein-coupled receptor signaling pathway, coupled to cyclic nucleotide second messenger
Cellular component (GO): plasma membrane; dendrite
Molecular function (GO): G protein-coupled serotonin receptor activity; neurotransmitter receptor activity
Source: RefSeq, a predicted model, not a curated record
UCUUGGACCCUUCUGCACUCACAUUCCGAGAGUCCUCUCUAUUUCCCAGGUGGUGGCUGCAAGACUGCUCUUUGCACACCAUAUUCUUAUUGCUGUACAUGUGAUGGACACACUGGAUCUUGCUUUAAAUCCCAUUGCACUCAGGCUGAAGAUGCACCAGCUCUCUCUGCUAAUGUGCUUCAGUGACUUGCUAGAGAUCUCUUAAAACAAGGCUGGACUUGUCAUGGAUUCAGGACAGAACAAACUGAAGAUGCCGAUGAACAAAAACAUUUCCCUCCUCUCCAACUUGUCCUAUAUCUCCUCAUCUCUACGAAGAGAAGGCAACAGAACGGCACUCGAUAUUGCCCCACAGCAGGUGGUCGUCGGAAUGUUACUAACUGUCAUUGACUUGGUUACAUUUCUUGGUAACACUGUGGUGUUUAUUUGCCCUGCAGUGGAGAAGAGACUAAGGACUGUGACCUACAUGUUCAUCAUGUCCCUGGCAAUGGCCGAUCUACUGGUAGCUUGCUUGGUUAUGCCUUUUAGCAUUAUUUAUGAAGUGACAGGCAUGUGGCUGUUCGGGAAGCAGUUCUGUAAAGUGUGGAUCUCAUUUGAUGUUAUGUUCUGCACCGCAUCGAUUGUUACUUUGUGUUUCAUCAGUCUGGAUAGAUACUGCUCUGUUGUGACUCCUUACCACUAUUCCAAGAGAAUGUCAAGACGCAGAUGUAUCUUCAUGACAAUGACAAUAUGGGUCUAUUCCUCCUUGAUAUCUUUUCUACCCGUCAUGCAAGGUUGGAAUGAGAUACCCGGUAUCGACUUUGACAAUGGGAAAGAGUGCAUCUUUGUGACCAACUGGACCUUUGCAAUUGUAGCCUCGUCACUGGCAUUCUACAUUCCAUUCAUGAUCAUGUGCAGCAUGUACUUCUUUAUUUACAAAGCUUCCCGAUUAAAAGCUACCCGUAUUGUGUCCCAGACACUGGACCUCCAUUACCACCCGAACAGUAAGCGGCAGAACAAUUUGCAACUAGAAAACAAAGCCACAAGGACAAUGAGUAUAAUUAUAUCAGUGUUUGUCAUGUGUUGGCUACCGUAUUUUGUUCUAAAUGUUUGGAUUGCAGCAAAGGGGAGUUCCACCAACGCUGUUCUUGAGAAUGCUUUCAAGUUUAUUACAUGGCUGGGAUACUGCAAUUCUACCAUCAACCCCAUGCUGUAUGCCUUUUUAAACAGAGACUUCCAGAGGGCCCUGAAGAAGUUACUUAUCUGUAGACGUUGGAGGUCACAGGUAGACAUCGGUGAUGACAUGGUUUCAAUAGUAACAUUUUCCAAGACUGCCCAAGACCCUGAUUACAACAUUAAAUUACCAAUGUCGAACUGUGUUUUAAAGAGCAAACAGACUAUGAAAUGUGGACAAACAACUCAAUACUAA